Molecule: messenger RNA, 1549 nt
Organism: Cataglyphis hispanica
Lineage: Eukaryota; Metazoa; Arthropoda; Insecta; Hymenoptera; Formicidae
Product: troponin C, isoallergen Bla g 6.0101-like
Exons: 5
Coding region: 140-601 (153 amino acids)
Molecular function (GO): enzyme regulator activity; calcium ion binding
Source: RefSeq, a predicted model, not a curated record
AUAUUACCUGGUCAAUCACGUGCCAGAAUAUCAUCGUUAUGAUCACUUAAAACAGAAGUCUACGGCCAGAAUUUCAUGCAUACCCGGUUAAACCGUCGACGAUAACGUACCACGAGCAACGCGCAUAGUUAAAAUCAUUAUGGAAGAUUUAAAUAAGGACCAAUUAGCUUUGUUGAAGAAAGCCUUCGACGCUUUUGACCACGAAAAGAAGGGUAGCAUCGGCAGCAACAUGGUGGGCACGAUAUUGACCAUGUUAGGUCAUGAGCUCAGUGAAAAGAUGUUACAGGAUAUCAUUAGCGAGAUAGACGAGGAUGGCUCCGGCGAACUCGAGUUCGAGGAGUUCUGCACGUUGGCUGCUAGAUUCUUGGUGGAAGAGGACACGGAAGCGAUGCAACAAGAAUUACGCGAAGCAUUCCGGUUGUACGACAAAGAGGGUAAUGGCUAUAUAACCACCGCCGUGUUCCGCGAUAUUCUUCACGAACUCGACGACAAGCUGUCACCGGAAGAACUCGACAUGAUGAUCGAGGAGAUUGAUGCUGAUGGAUCGGGAACGCUCGAUUUUGACGAGUUCAUGGAAGUCAUGACAGGAGGCGAUGAUUAAGGUAAGCUGAUACUGAAGAUGAACCGCUCUAAGGUCAAGGUUACUCGCACACAAUUGGCAACGCUCGUCAGAAAAAAAAAAGAGAUAGGACAUUUCUUCUUUAUCUCACACAGCACGCUUUUACAAACUAAAACUACAGAUGAACGAAAACGUGGACGUUCACAGUAAUCCGUGAUAUCGUUGGCUGACAAUUGGCGGUUUUUUGUCAUGCAAGAUGAAAAUUAUAUUUCCAAACGCUUUCAAAAGCAAGAUAUAAAAAAAAUUAGCUCAAUAAAUCGGAACAAUCCCAUCACGUUCACGCGGAUAAAAUAGCGACGCAAAUUUCUUCGUCACGGCAAAAUGAGUACGCGCAAAACUCCGAUGCAGUUAUCUCUAAUCCCUGAUCGCGAGGUAAGCUAUAAUUUCCUACUGUACGAGUAUCACCGGGAAUUCGUUCCGAGAGUCUACGCGUUAAAUUAUUGAGUUUCAGUAAUUACUAUAUAAAUCGUAAAUUAUUAAGUUUCACGCGCCUGCGUAACUACUGCGUGUUCUUUUUCGUGUUGCGCCUGAACGAUAUUAUCCCGUCCGCGAAGUAGCACAUCACGUGCAAGUACAUUAAGGCGCGUUAUUUUCUUCAUAAUUCAAUUAAUUAAUCAAUUGCGUCACGUUACGAUUAAUCCUUAAAUUUUUCAAUAUAAAAAAAAAUAAAAAAAUUAUAACAAUUUCUUUACUUCAAACUUAGUUACGAAGCGAGGUAUAAUAUGUAAUCAUAAUACAAUAAUUAAAUUAAAAAAUUGUAACUAUUCUAAUACUAAAAUAAUCACAUAGCAAUUUUAGCAAUUCAAAGCAUGCGUCUAAUUAAUUAAAAACGUGAAAAUGUUAUUAUCAUCAUUUGCAAGAUAAUGACCGCUUUUCAUAUUAUAUGUAUAUACGACUGUGCUGUGAAAUAAAUAUAUUUUUCUACUAAAA